Colletotrichum lupini is the source of this 1647-nucleotide messenger RNA. RefSeq lists its product as uncharacterized. Lineage: Eukaryota; Fungi; Ascomycota; Sordariomycetes; Glomerellales; Glomerellaceae. The coding region runs from base 1 to 1647 and encodes 548 amino acids. The record is from RefSeq and is a predicted model, not a curated record. The transcript is spliced from 6 exons.
AUGGGUUCAUAUUUGCUUCACUUUACGAAAUGGGAAUCCAUCCGUCGUGGAGAGGUCAGGACUCAGAGACCUUUGAAGCUAGCGCAGGUUCCAAUCAAGGAUGUCAAUUCCAAUAUCUUGACGCAAAGGCCUCCAGUGGAAUCAGCGUUGCAUUACAUCUUCGAGUUGCACAAGGGAGCUAAAUGCUGGAAGCGUGUUCCUCAUUCUCAUGAACUUCUAGCUGACAACAACCAUACACUGUGCUUACGCAGUAUGCUAGCUACCAAGCUCGAAAAUCUUCCUCCAGAGGUGUUGACUGCGAUCUGUACAUCACUCGGAGACGACCAAGCGGGACUCUUGUCGAUCUCUCAGGCUUCAAAAUAUUUGCGGGCUAUUUCAGUCCCCAUCAUAUUCAAACAUAUCACCGUCGCGACAAUCACCAAACCAACAAUCGCCGCGCAUGUCUCUAGUGUCCAUUGUCCAUCAUCACGGGGCGCCGUGCCUGCCAUCAACGAGGAAGACAUGGAUUUCAUCCUUCAGACAGCCUCCAAAUUUGACGUCCCGGUUCCGGAACUACUCCGCCUCGGCGGUGCUCACCCUUCUCUCGAGGGUAGGCGGGGCUGGGCCCUUAGUGACGACGAUAUGCAGCGGCUCGUCACUGUGCGUGCGUUCUUCGCAGAACUCAUCAUCGCACAUACGCCCAACAUCCUCACACUCGACUAUAGUAUAGGCCGCUAUCGGAAUGCCUUCCAAGUGUUAAUGACGAUUCAAGACUCAUCCUCGUUCCACCGUCAGCCCAUGUUCCCUUUGUUGAAAAACGUCCACCUGCGGCUAUUCGGGCCCGGCACCUUUCUCCGGCCACUGAGUGAGAUGGCUCCCAAUCUUCAAACCCUCCGUAUACAGGGCGUAACGGCACCGAUGGAAGGCUGGCACUUUGAAAAGGUCAAGGAUCUCCGACUUAGCUCAUCAAACUUCACGGGCUCAGAGCUCAGGGGCAUCUUGACAGGGUGUCCCGCUUUAAUUAACUUUGAGUACGAUUACUAUUCUCUCAGAGACGAGAGAUGUGCUCCGCAAGAUGUGGUUGACGCUUUGGAGAGCUUUGAACCACAAUUGGAAGGACUUUCUUUAAAGUUCCAUUCCAACACGUGGGCAGGCCGGAGAAGAGAGCCAUCGACUACGGAUCAGAAUCAGCCCAAUUCGGGGCUCAUCACCUCUCUAAAGCAUUUCACAGCCUUGAUGAAUUUACAGCUUGACAGUGUGUGCUUGUGGGAAGACGCAGUUGAGGGAUCGGCUGGCGAGGAUCAAGGAAAUGGGACGGAACAAAUAUUCGUCAAUCUUCUACCAAGAGCCGUAAGGAGUUUGCGCGUCACAUACAAGAGCCCUAGACCGUUCCAUGAUGCCCUACCCGUUUUUGCGCGCAAUCUUGAGGAUUGCUGCCCUGAGUUACAACUAGUUCACAACAAACUGCUUUUUGAUGGUCCGUUGUCUCAAGGUCUCUUGGACCAACUGCGGCAGGUUAGGGAACAAUUUGUUCUACUUGGUCUCACUUUUGAAUUCGAUGUUUCGAGGCUAAACGGAUGUGUGUAUGUCAACUUGGAUGAUGGAGGUCUGCCGGUUUCCAUUGAGACGAUGACUGAAGAAGAAUGGAUUCUUUCUGAAUUAGGCUGA